Saccostrea echinata is the source of this 570-nucleotide messenger RNA. Its product is annotated as prostatic spermine-binding protein-like. Lineage: Eukaryota; Metazoa; Mollusca; Bivalvia; Ostreida; Ostreidae. The record is from RefSeq and is a predicted model, not a curated record. The transcript has 2 exons. Bases 1 to 570 code for a protein of 189 amino acids.
AUGACCGAAACAAAUAGUCAAACAAAAUAUGCAAAAGGAUCCGUUGUAUCUUCAAAUUCAUCAAAUUCAUCGUAUACAGAAAAUGACCAGUGUACCUCCCAGGAAAGAUUACUGAAGUGUCUCACCGAAAAUCUACCUGAUCAAUGUCCUCAGGCUAAUAAUACCGUUUUGCCACAGAUUGAUUUUCCCAGUAGGAAUGACAAAGACAAGGAAAAUGACAAUGACAUAGACAAGGAAAAUGACAAUGACAUAGACCAAGAAAAUGACAAUGACAUAGACAAGGAAAAUGACAAUGACAUAGACCAAGAAAAUGACAAUGACAUAGACAAGGAAAAUGACAAUGACAUAGACAAGGAAAAUGACAAUGACAUAGACCAGGAAAAUGACAAUGACAUAGACAAGGAAAAUGACAAUGACAUAGACCAAGAAAAUGACAAUGACAUAGACAAGGAAAAUGACAAUGACAUAGACCAGGAAAAUGACAAUGACAUAGACAAGGAAAAUGACAAUGCAAAAAUACCCGAAAUGCUCAAAAGCAGUAAUCCAACAUCGUCAAUGAGUAAAAUAUAG